AUGUCUUCGGGACAUAUUAGUCCUUCUCCUAGAGGGCGUAACGUCCCCUUUUCACAGUGGUUCAUCGAUACGUUUGAAUGCGGGCAUGUGUAUAACCGUUUGGUUAAUGAACUAGUUUGGUUGCCCUACAUUCCUGGAAUCAGCACAGAUGAAUCCUUUAUCGGGGAAACCCGUCGAAGGAACAUGCAAGACAAAUGCCACGAGUGUGAUGCUGCGGAAUACUUCAAGCAUAUCAAGUCCUCAAACGCCGAAGUCUCUAACUGGAGAGAACAACUCAAAAUACUUAAUGAGGAUGGAAAUAGGGAAGGUCAAAGCGUGGGUCCCAAUACAAGACUACCUUCUCCAGUCGAUAGCAACCCUCUUUCGUCUCUGCUCAUGCCAAUAGUUGAUGAUUCAACUCCGGCGGUGGACACUGGCUCCAACCAGCGCACGCUAGUUAUCUCUCGUAGCGACCCUCCUUCGUCUCCACUCAUGCCAAUAGUUGAUGAUUCAACUCCAGCGGCGGACACUGGCUCCAACCAGCGCACGCUAGUUAUCGCUUUCGGAGAUUUCCCUGCCCAGGAGUUCCCGAUCAAGCCCAGCGAAGGGACCCAAACCCCAACAACUGCGGCUCCUCGCAACAACGUUCAAGAGGAAAGUCCCGCGACAGUCGCUACAAGUACCCCCGGAAAGACCCCAGAGCGGCUCAGCUAUGCUGAUGUUCUCAAACGCAAGCCUAUUACCCCACGCCCGGAACGCGCAGAAGCCGGCUUGAUGACGGAAACGCCUGCGCUUCAGGGUGUCGAGCCAGUCAAACCUCCGGUUCGACCAAGAUUGGUCUUCAAGGGUCGAGAUCUUGCAUCUAAUGAACCGUCUUCUUCGGGGGUCGUUCCAGCUGAAGAUGAACCCAGAAUUUCUCACGGUGUCGCUAACACGAGAACGAAUAUCCCGCUGUCCGAGACUUCUGAGUUCGUUGAGGAUGACCUUUUGGAAAGGUAA
Molecule: messenger RNA, 978 nt
Organism: Morchella importuna
Lineage: Eukaryota; Fungi; Ascomycota; Pezizomycetes; Pezizales; Morchellaceae
Exons: 1
Coding region: 1-978 (325 amino acids)
Source: RefSeq, a predicted model, not a curated record